Molecule: messenger RNA, 1594 nt
Organism: Sorghum bicolor (sorghum)
Lineage: Eukaryota; Viridiplantae; Streptophyta; Magnoliopsida; Poales; Poaceae
Exons: 4
Coding region: 151-1395 (414 amino acids)
Source: RefSeq, a predicted model, not a curated record
CGACCUUCUAGAAAACACAAUAAUAUCUCCACCUGAUUGACCUCACGGGUGGUAGUUCUCUUCUUCCAAAAUUCCCUCACACCUAGGUCCAAUAGCCGGCGCCCGGUGGCCAGCCACUUCGAAUCGCCUCAAGACACCGAAGCGGUGGAUAUGCAAAUCGUCCCACGAUCUAUUCUUGGGGUCGGCAGAGUUGGCUCCGAUCUGCUUCGCUUGUGCCGGUGCUGGUGCCCUCCAGGGUUUGCGAGACGAGAUGCUCCAGUCAUGGCGUCAGUAUCAGCUCAUCUAAAUCUGGAUCGUCCUUCACAUAUGGAUCGUCUUUCUAGGUCUAUUUACAAACCUUGGAGUCUUAUCCCAUUUGCCUGUAACACUACCAAAUGCAUGGACACAGACAAUCUGAGGACAAAGGUGACUGAUGAGUCAGAGUACCACCCAACAGUGGAUGGUAUAUAUUUCACAAGUGUCCUAACAAAUAGCAGCCACCGUGAUGGCGCUAUAUACAAUAAUAAGCUUAUACAGAAAGAAUUUUUGGAAGUUGAUAUUGCUGACUGUGCUGAGACUCGGUUGGAGCCAAUGAUGUUCUCGAAGCCCACGGAAAGGUGCUUACCCGAUGCGGAAAAUUGUAUGUACCAUUUUCCACAACAGAUAUUCCAAUUUUUCUCGGUGCGGCUGUCCAAAAGUCCUAUCAGCAAUGGCCCAAUACAAUUAUAUGGAUACAUAGCAGCACGGGAUGAGAGGGAUGGCAUGCUUAACUAUGUUGUAAGUUAUAGCAGGGAUGAUCCCAUCGUCGUGCACCAGGGUGAUCUCAUUGAAAUGACUGGCCCCAAAAGAUGUAUCUCAAUGGAUUCCAUUGUUCUAAUAGAGUUUGACAUGAGGAUUAAGAAUGAAGCGCUGGAGGAUGAUGAUCAGCAACUGAUUGAUGGAGCCAUAUCAUGUUCAUGCUACAAUUAUAUAGCAUGGAAACCAGUAGUAAAUCGCAUUACUGGCAGUUCUGGAGCUGUCGACGUAUCUUUAGCUGUUGUUGAGCAUGCGGUGGAAGCUACAAUAGAAGUUGUUAUAUCACAAGUACUGAGUGGUUUAAAUUUAUCUUUAAGUUCUUUUGUUGAUGUUAUGGAUGUCUACGAAGAAAUCAAGCUUUUUAAUGGCAAGAUUGGUCAGUCAGGGUCUCUCAGAAGGUUUGUUGUUUCUGUUUCACAUGGUACUACGAUGCUCUUGAUGUUCAAGUUAGGUAACAAUGUGCAAGGCAGUCUACAUGGAUGUGCCAAUCGACAGAUGAAGUUUCAAGCUAAGCUACAUGGACAUGCCAGUCAACAGAUAAAGCUUAAAUUCGCUACUAUUUCGGUGAAGGUGACUUGGUCCACUAUUGUGGACUAUGUGUCAUCAAUUAGUAUUGUUUAACUGCGUUAAUCUUGUGCUAGACUAGAUGGAUCUGUACGGGUUUUUUUUUGUUUUUUUUUUAAAGGCUGCACUUCUAUGCCUAUUAUAUGUAUACUAGCAAAAUUGCUCGUGUGUUACAGCGGUUUAGUUAAAAGCAUAUUAUUCAAGAUUUAGGUCUAAAAGAAAUGAUUGUUUAUGUUAAAAAAUCAAAUUUUAUUUA